AUUACGUUCUUUAUAGAAUUUCCAAUCGACGCUGAUAAUGUUUUCGUUAAUUUUGUUGGCCUUGUCUCUCUUGACUUUGGCUUGGUUCUAUUUGAAGAACCAUUACGAGUUCUGGGAGCGCCGUGGCUUUCCAGUAGAGAAGGGUUCGGGGAUUCCGUUCGGUUGUUUGGACAGCGUCUGGAGGCGUGAGAAGAACAUGGGCCUGGCCAUCCACGAUAUCUACCUAAAGAGCAAGGAGCGUUUUGUGGGCAUCUAUCUGCUCUUCCGUCCGGGUGUCUUGGUACGCGACGCCGCCCUGGCCCGUCGUGUGCUUGCCCAGGAUUUUGCCAGCUUCCACGAUCGCGGGGUGUAUGUGGAUGAGGAUAAAGAUCCGCUGUCGGCCAGCAUUUUCGCACUGCGAGGUCAGAGCUGGCGUUCCAUGCGCCACAUGCUGUCGCCUUGCUUCACCUCCGGCAAGUUGAAGGCCAUGUUUCCCACCUCCGAAGAUAUUGGUGACAAAAUGGUAGCCCAUCUGCAAAAGAAGCUGCCCGAGCAGGGCUACUCGGAGGUGGACCUAAAGGCCGUGAUGCAGAACUAUGCCAUCGAUAUCAUUGCGUCUACCAUCUUCGGCUUGGACGUGAACAGCUUCGAAAAUCCGGACAACAAGUUCCGCAAUCUGGUGACGAUUACACGACGCAAUACCAGAUUUAAUGCCCUGUUCGGCAUGAUGAUCUUCCUGGUGCCAUCUAUUGCCAAGACUAUGUUCCGGAUGGGUCUCAAAAACCCGGUGGGCUUGGCCAUGUUGGAGAUAGUCAAGGAAACCGUUGAGUAUCGUGAGAAGCAUGGCAUCGUACGCAAGGAUUUGCUGCAGCUCCUCAUUCAACUCAGGAAUACCGGCAAGGUAGAAGAGAAUGACGAGAAAUGCUUCAGUCUUCAAAAGACCCCCGAUGGCCACAUCAAGUCCAUUUCUCUGGAGACCAUAACCGCCCAGGCUUUCAUAUUCUAUAUCGCUGGUCAGGAGACCACCGGCUCGACGGCGGCCAUCACCAUUUUUGAGCUCGCUCAGUACCCCGAGCUCCUCCAGCGUCUGCAAACUGAGGUCGAUGAAACGCUGGCCAAGAACGGUGGACAGAUCACCUACGAUGCUCUGCAGAAGAUGGAGUUCCUAGAGUUGUGCGUGCAGGAAACAAUGCGCAAGUAUCCUGGACUUCCCAUCCUGAAUCGCGAAUGCACCCAGGACUACACGGUGCCCGACACCAAUCAUGUCAUCCCGAAGGGCACUCCGGUGGUAAUCUCCCUGUACGGCAUUCACAGAGACGCCGAGUACUUCCCCGAUCCGGAGAAGUAUGACCCAGAUCGCUUUAGCGAGGAAAGUCGCAACUACGAUUCUACGGGAUUUAUGCCUUUCGGUGAAGGUCCAAGGAUCUGCAUUGCCCAGAGGAUGGGUCGCGUGAAUUCCAAGCUGGCAAUUGUUAAGAUUCUCCAGAACUUCAAUGUGGAAGUGAUGAGCAAGCGGGACUUGGAGUAUGAAAACAGUGGCAUCGCCCUCAUCCCCAAGCAUGGAGUGCGUGUCCGUUUGUCCAAGAGAGUGCCCAAAUCAGCCUGAAACUGGCGAAAUACAAUGCCGCCCAAUUAGUGAUUAAGCUCACUCUGAUUAUAUGGAUUAUAAUCCAGCUGUUGAGUGCUAUUAUCUAUCUUUCAAUGAUGAAAACCGAAGUGUUGUUCCCCUUCACAAUUGUUGCAAUAUGUUUGCUUAUAAAUUAAACGCAGAAAGAGCUUAA
Messenger RNA from Drosophila kikkawai, 1760 nucleotides. RefSeq names its product probable cytochrome P450 6d4. Gene Ontology annotation, molecular function: iron ion binding; oxidoreductase activity, acting on paired donors, with incorporation or reduction of molecular oxygen; heme binding. The record is from RefSeq and is a predicted model, not a curated record. NCBI's taxonomy places the organism in Eukaryota, Metazoa, Arthropoda, Insecta, Diptera, Drosophilidae.